UGAAGCGCGGCCACUGUGGCUAGUCUCGUGCGUGACCAUGCGUGUGAUUGUGAAGAUUAAUUGUUGUAAGGUGCCCAAGUAUAACGGCGAAAGACUGUUCAAAUUGGAGUUUAGAGGCGUCGAACAACACUCGGAAAUAAUCAACUCUACGUUAGUUAAUCAGAAAUUUGAUUGGCCUCUGCUAAAGAAAUUGGAAAGUGAUGAUUUGUUGAUCAUACAACUGUUGAGCCAUCAGCGACAUCAAUGUGACAAGACACUUGGGUAUUACACCUUGCCCUUAGAUAAAGUGGUUGCUGAACGAUUCGUCCAUUUGAUAGAUUCGUUUUCGGAUAUCAACGACCGAGCAUUACCUAUCACAAUCGAUCUGGACUUGGAGUACUUGACCGAGGGUAUGGACCGAAUCGACCGGAUUUCCGUGUUCAGUUCAAGACCGGAAUCGCCUACCGAGUCGACGGACGAACGACAAAUGUUGUUGGACGUGCAGCAAAAUAUUGCCAACCUUGAGAAGUCUUUCAUCAGCGGUCAGCGGUCUGACGGCGGCGGCGCAGAACCAUCCGGCAGCGUUCAAGACGGGAAAACCCACAAAAAAGGGUUGUUCCGGUAUAGUUCUUUUUACACCGAAACCCAACCGACGUCUCCCCCCACUUGCGACCGAAAAAGUCGGGGCACGAUAUUCAAGAAAGGCGUAAAGAGCUUAAUGCGAAUGGGCAAACACAGGACUUCGCCGGACAAAGAGGCACUUGUCGACAGCGACGAUAGCGCACAAACGGCCCCGACGAUUGGCCAUCAGCGUGGGCAAGGCACCGAGACCAGCGACUUGUCGUCCGAUAACGAGUCCGUCCGGUCGGUCCAAUCGGACUACUCGCCAAAGCCCAGGAAACCGCUAAAGCACAAAGACCAUCUGAACGCCCUGCAAAACGCUCUCAAGUCCCAAGACUUCCAGGUGUGCGUGACCAUCGUCGAGGCCAGACAGCUGGCCGGACUCAACAUGGACCCGGUGGUUUGCGUACAGGUGGGCGAAGUCAAAAAGUACACCAGCGUCAAAGAGAGCACCAACUGUCCGUACUACAACGAAUAUUUUGUGUUCGACUUCCACAUGCCGACUGUGAUGUUGUUUGAUAAAAUCAUUACAUUAUCGGUCUUACAAUCAAGGCACAUAUUAAAAGCGUCGAAACUGUGGGGCAGCUUUAAAUUAGACGUUGGCACCGUCUGGUACCAACCAGAACACCAGUUCUAUCACAAAUGGGCUUUGCUGACAGACCCGGACGACAUAGCUGGCGGACCCAAGGGAUACCUAAAAUGCGAUAUUAGCGUCAUAGGCAAAGGCGACACCAUCAAGAUCCCGCCGAAAACGGAAAAGGACGAAGACGACAUCGAAGCGAACCUGCUGUUGCCCGACGGCGUGCCGGUGGAUAGACAGAGAGCCAAGUAUGUGGUGCGCAUAUAUAGAGCGGACGGAUUGCCGAAGAUGAACAGCACGCUGGUGGCUAACAUGAGAAAAGCGUUUACCGGUGAAAGUCGAGACCUGGUCGACCCUUUUGUGCAAGUAUCGUUCGCCGGUCUGACAGGCAAGACCAGUGUAAGAAAGCACAGUUACUCGCCAGUGUGGAACGAACAAAUUGUGUUUUCUGACAUGUUCCCGCCGCUCUGUCAGAGAAUUAAAAUUCAGCUAAGAGACAACGAUCCGGUGAAUACUAUUAUCGGCACGCACUUUGUCGACCUGAAAACUAUAUCCAACGACGGCGAAAAAGGUUUCCCGCCUACCUUCGGACCGACGUUCAUACACAUGUACGGGUCAACAAGGGAUUACAGCAUUCUGGACAAACACGCCACCCUCAACACCGGACUUGGGGAAGGGGUGUCAUACAGGGCCAGGGUGCUGGUGUCUAUUCGCACCGAGAUCACCGAAAACACUGAAUUUUUGAACUCCGGAGUGGACGUCGAGCCUACGUAUCCAAUUACCGAGACGUCGUAUUGUAAGAACGAAGAGUUCUUUUUGUUCGUGACCAUCUUGGACGCGUCGAUGAUCGACAAAAAGCUGGGAGAGAAGCCAAUCUAUUUCGAACUGAGCAUAGGCAAUGCGGGCAACGUGAUCGACGGUCACAACGAAUCAAAUUCCCAGGAAGACCACGACAAGUUCAACGUGCUGGAAAGCGUCGUUUCGGAAUCUUGGCAGAGCACGACAGCGGCAAUAAAGCCGGUGACCAACGACAAGACGUAUUACUUUCUACCGUUGUGCGAAGACAAACCUUGUUUGCACGUCAAGUCCGCCUGGCCGGACUAUCGGAGAAGGAUGUACAACUCCAACUUAAUUAAUAAAAUAACGGAUAAGUUGGAAGAAGGUUUGAACGAGGUGUCGUUCUUGCUAGACGACGACGACCCGGACAAAGAGGACAAACUUAAAUCGGUCCUGGACGAACUAUCGUCGAGCUGUUAUCGGUAUGUGAACUUUACGAAAGGCGUGGGAUGCGGUCAGGGUUUGGGCAAGACCAAACUGGACAAGGAAAGGAUAAAACUCUGUUUGCGAGAAAUAGAACACGUGGGUAAGAUGUCGAGAAAUUUAAAAGCUAUAGUUACAAAGAAUUCGUUCAAGGAGCGUUAUAAAACUUCGCUGGGGUAUUUACAGAAAAUCAAAAUGCUCGUUGAAGACCCGCAACACUCGUUACCUGAUAUUUUCCUGUGGAUGGUUAGUAACGGCAAGAGAGUGGCGUACCAAAGAAUAAUGGCUAGGCACUUGAUCUAUUCGGUAGCCGACGAGGAAUGUGGAAAGUUCUGUUCGAAAGUGCACAGCAUAUUUUUAAAGUUGCCGGGCAAGAAGAAUUGCGGCGCUUCGGGUUGGUCGGUGCCCGCUAAACUGCAAGUGUACACGUGGCUGGGACAAAUGAAGCACAAGAAGUAUUUGUCGGCGGGUUUGCCCAGCGGUUACAAUACCGUUCCCGAGCUGUACAGUCCGGACAACCCGAGAUUGCCUCCUCCGGCUUACAUUCACUACCGCGAAAAAUAUAUGUUCCAGCUGAGAGCAUACAUGUACCAAGCCCGCUCGUUGAUUGGUUCAGACGCUUCCGGGUUAUCCGACCCGUACGCACAGGUUAUAUUCGGCGAGCAUUCCACAAAAACCCAGGUGAUAGACGAAACGCUGUCUCCGACUUGGGACGAACUGCUGAUCAUCGACCAGGUAACGUUGUACGGCACCAAGGAACACAUCAAAAGUCACCCGCCGACCGUCGUGGUGGAGAUAUUCGACCAAGACAAAGUGGGCAAAUCCGAAUUCAUCGGCCGCACCUCAGCCAGGCCACACGUUAAACUACUCGAAGAUGACUACGUAAAACCAGAUUUUCCACCGUCUUUGGAAUGGUACGACGUGCACAGAGGCAUGGAACACGCCGGAGAGCUUUUGGCCACUUUCGAGCUGUUACAGCUUCCCAACCCGUUUUUAGGUGAGAGUGCUGUGCUGCCACCCUUGCCGGACCCGAAAGAUGUGUAUUCCAUAAUGGAUAGUCAAAACUGCGGACCGGUGUUGCCGAUUCCCCAAGACAUUCGACCUACGUUAGCCAAAUACAGGAUCGAAGUAUUGUUUUGGGGAUUGCGGGAUUUGAAACGCGUUCAUCUCAUGUCGGUAGACAAACCGCGUGUAGACAUAGAAUGCGCCGGUCACAUCCUCUACUCGUCGAUCAUUCAAAACGCCAAAAAAAAUCCAAAUUUCAGCACACCUGUCAAGUUUUUAGAACUCGAGUUGCCGGAACAAGAACUUUAUCGACCGCCACUUACAAUACGUGCAGUCGACUGUCGAAGUUUCGGACGUUUUACCUUAGUAGGAACACAUCUUAUUAAUUCUAUACACAGGUACAUGUACGUACCGACAACUAAGAGGGACCGUGAAGCUAUGGAACGAAGGAAGUCACUGAAACAAUUGCAACAAAUAGACAUUAAAAGAAAUUCUACGACUCCUCGUCGACCUCACAAAAACGACCACAACAACACGCAAUCGUACGAUAAAGGUUACAAUGGUUUCGACAAGCCGGACUCGGUCAUUUACAUUAACUAUGGGUCGAGUCACUUGACUCAAAAAGACAUUAAAACUCAGUACAAUCGAAAUCGCAAGCAUAGCGUCGAGGAGGUAGUCGAGAUGAGGAACGAUGAUAGCAGAGAUUGGUGGACCAAGUACUUUGCGUCCGUUGAGUACGCCAUCUUAGAGGAAAAUCGAAAAUCCAUUUACGGGGACAGCAACGGACUGUUACCCAUUCAAAUGGAAGCGGACAAUAACGAGGCCAAGUCGACGAAAAAGGGUACGAAAGCUUCGCGGCUCGUAGCCAAACUGAGCCCGAAGAAAUUUCAAAGGAAACGAGAAAUGGAAAAAAAAAUUGCCACUAUGAAGAUAUAUUCCAACGAGCUGGAGGCACAACCGGAGUUUAACGGUUUUCGAGAAUGGUUGUUGCCUUUUGACUUGUACCGAGGCAAAAAGACCGGCGACGAUGUCGAAGACGACGCCAGGAUAGUCGGGACGUUUAAAGGUUCGGUUAAAGUGUACAAGUGGCCGUUGCCGAGAGAUAUCGAAGACCACACGAUAAUGGGAUUCGAUCCGCAAUUCGGUUUCUUCCAAGGGUUGCCGUCGAACGAUCCAAUCCACGUUUUGGUCAGGGUAUACAUAGUUAAGGCCAACGAUUUGCACCCGAUGGAUAUAAACGGCAAGGCCGACCCGUACGUUGUGCUGCAGCUGGGGUCCAAGAAAAUCAGCGACAAAGACAAUUACAUAUCCAAACAGCUGAAUCCCGUUUUUGGAAAGUGCUUUGAAAUCGAAGCCACGUUCCCUCAAGACUCCAUGCUAACCGUACAGAUUCUAGACUGGGACUUGCUGGGAUCGGACGAUUUGAUCGGUGAGACCAGAAUAGACUUGGAAAACCGAUUUUACAGUAGACACAGGGCGACCUGUGGCAUUCCCAAAACAUACGAGUUGCAUGGUUACAACCGUUGGAGGGAUUCGAUGAAGCCCACGCAGAUAUUGGCGAAAUUGUGCAAAGAAGCCAAGUUUGACACGCCGGUCUACAUGAACGGCACGGUCAAAAUCGGUUCCAAAACGUUCUGUCUUCAAAACAACACUGAAGACACGAUCGAUUGGUAUUGUGCCAAAGGAGCGGAGGAGCACAUGGCUUUAGCUGUGCUACACAAUUGGCACGAAAUACCGAAAAGGGGUUGCCACCUGGUGCCCGAACACAUCGAGACACGACCGCUGUUCAUUGCGGACAAAGCCGGAAUCGAAAGGGGUAAGCUAGAGAUGUGGGUGGAUUUGUUUCCGAUGGACAUGCCACUUCCCGGGCCUGCGUUGGAUAUAUCGCCGAGGAAACCCAAAUCCUAUCAGUUGCGAGUGAUCAUUUGGAACACGGACGACGUGGUGUUGGAGGACGACGCUUUUUUCACGGGCGAGAAGAUGAGCGACAUCUACGUCAAAGGGUGGUUGAAAGGACCGGAAGACUGUCAGAGCACGGACAUACACUACAGGUCGUUGACCGGAGAGGGAAACUUCAAUUGGAGAUUUCUUUUCCCGUUCGACUACCUGGUGGCCGAAGAGAAAAUAGUGAUUUCGAAAAAGGAGUCGCUUUUCUCGUGGGACGAGACAGAAAGCAAAAUACCGGCGAGAUUGGAGCUCCAAGUCUGGGACGCCGAUCACUUCUCGGCCGACGAUUUCCUGGGAGCCCUGACGCUGGAUUUGAACAAUUUUCCAAGAGGCGCCAAAUCGUCAAAACUAUGCACGUUAGAGAUGCUCAAGUCCGACGGAUCCGUCCCAAUGGUGAACAUAUUUAAACAGAAACGAGUGAAAGGCUGGUGGCCGUUUUACGUGAAAAAGGAAAACGAAGAGAUGGAACUGACGGGUAAAGUCGAAGCCGAGUUACAUUUACUAUCCACCGAAGAAGCGGAAAAAAUUCCUGCCGGUAUCGGUCGCAACGAACCUGAUCCACUAGACAAACCAAACCGACCCGAUGCAUCGUUCAUGUGGUUCCUGAACCCGUUCAAAUCGAUACGAUACAUAAUUUGGCAUAACUACAAAUGGAAAAUUCUCAAAGGAAUCGUGGUGCUGGCCAUAUUUCUCAUGUUAUUAUUAUUUUUCUAUUCAAUACCAGGUUACUCGGUUAAGAAGAUGUUGGGAGCCUAAUUUAUUUUAAGCCGGGUUAUUUAAACAAAAUUAAAACCUCAUCUAGUGUUUAUCCUGAUAUCAAUGAGUAAUUUUCGUUUACUAAAAUAUCACAUUUAUGUUAAUGAAUCAUAAGCAAUAAUUUUUGUGUCACUACCAACACCAAAAUGGUCCAUAAUUAUUGAUAUUACUUAGGCAUUCUAAAACCUAAUUUCUUUCCAUUCAUCAUUUGUUCUAUUUAAAUAGGUUAAGGUGCAUAGAUAAGUCCUGUAGCUUUAAAAUUAUUUUAUAAUUUCGUUCUUAUUUGACUAGUUCCCCGAAUAAAAUGAAUUUAUCCAAUUUAAGGGUCUUAUUAUAUUUAUUAACUCACAGAAGAUGCAGAGUACAGGUUAUUAACCAAAGGAAUUAAACUCAAAAAUAAAAAUCAAUUAUCGAACAGAAUAAUAAUAGAAAGUUUUUUGGACAAUGAAAACAAACACCACGCCAGUUUCCAUUUCGAUAAGAACAUCAGCAUAAGUAAAUCAAAUUAAAAUUUUGAGUCAAUUAAGUUUAAAGAUUUUACUUAUUCCUAAUAUAUUUGCUUCAAACAGAUAAACAAAUAAGAAAAAAAUUCUGACCCAGAACGUUGAAAAAAUAAAGUGUUUUAAUUUUAUGGGUCUACAUUGUUUGGACUAACAUAUUACUUUAAUGGUAUAAAUUAUAAUUUUUUAGUUAAAAUAAAAAGAUGUAAACACUAAACUUUGGCUGAAACGCGUUUCGAGACUCUGACUUUUAUUAUUAUUAUAGUCUUUAACUGUUCAAUCGAUAGCACAUAUUAUUUAUUGCUCAGGAAAGUUUUCCUAACUGGUUGUAAAAAUAUCUAAAAACAUUUUUAAAUUAGGUACUGUUACCAAAAUAUUGCAACAUAACACUCGAGCAUUAAAUUAUCAUUGUUCUGUCUAUUAUUUUUCACCAUAUUUAUCUAAACAAUGAAUUGUAAAUAAAUACAAAUCAAAAAUGUAUAUUAAUAUGCAUCUUAUUACAUUAAAGUCAAAUAAAUUUCGUUUCCUACCUAACCAACCAAACAAAAGUAUUAUAACCAAAACCUUUUUACGACUGUCAACAAAUUAUUAUAUGCUAAUAUACUUAAGAAAUUAAGAUUUACUGUAUGGAUACUGUAACACGUGUAUAUUCAUACCAUUA
Molecule: messenger RNA, 7309 nt
Organism: Adelges cooleyi (spruce gall adelgid)
Lineage: Eukaryota; Metazoa; Arthropoda; Insecta; Hemiptera; Adelgidae
Product: otoferlin-like
Exons: 37
Coding region: 38-6148 (2036 amino acids)
Biological process (GO): plasma membrane organization
Cellular component (GO): membrane
Source: RefSeq, a predicted model, not a curated record